CCCUUGGUGGGGAGGAGCUUGGCCGAGGUUAGGUACACCAAACUCCGUUGGCUUGAGAUCUUGGAGUGGCUGCUCGCUGAAUACGGCAAUCCGCAUGGACCACAUUUUCCUCGCUCCCUGUUAGUCGCUAGGCAUGCACAGAGCCAUAACCUUUGCUUUGAACUGAUUCUUUUCGCUUACUUGUUUUUUUCCAAUCAUUUUUUAUUUGCGCGACCGUUCUGACCAAUCAUGGCGAAAAUGGAGAACAAGCAGGUCAUAUUUAAAGAUUUCAUAGAACGAGCUCCUCAGGAGACGGAUCUGGAACUCAAGGUUUCAGAAGUCGAGCUGAAGUCUCCCUCAGGAUCAGGAGCUCUUCUCGUUAAGAACCUCUACCUCUCUUGCGACCCUUACAUGCGGGGUCGCAUGCGUGAUUUCCACGGAUCCUAUAUUCCGCCCUUCGUUCCUGGUCGGGUCGUUGAAGGAUUCGGUGUGUCUAAAGUUGUACAUUCUGAUGAUCCAAGUUUCAAGCCUGGUGAUGUGAUUUCGGGCUUGACCGGCUGGGAAGAGUACAGUUUGAUAAAAAAGGCUGAGCAGUUGAGAAAAAUUCAGCUAGAUGAUAUUCCACUCUCGUACCAUGUGGGUCUUCUUGGUAUGCCAGGUUUUACUGCUUAUGCAGGAUUCUAUGAGGUCUGCUCCCCCGGCAGGGGAGAGCAUGUUUUUGUAUCAGCAGCUUCAGGUGCAGUCGGUCAGCUUGUGGGCCAACUUGCUAAGUUGCAUGGGUGCUAUGUCGUUGGAAGUGCUGGCUCAAACCAGAAAGUCGAUCUUUUGAAAAAUAAACUUGGAUUCGAUGAAGCAUUUAACUACAAAGAAGAACUAGACUUGAAUGCAGCUUUAAAAAGGUAUUUCCCACAAGGCAUUGAUAUAUACUUUGAUAAUGUCGGCGGCGAAAUACUUGAUGCAGCUCUCCUUAACAUGAGAAUUCACGGUAGGAUUGCCGUCUGUGGGAUGGUGUCUCAGCAUAGCCUCUCUAAUCCCAAGGGGAUUCACAAUUUGUUCAAUCUUAUAACGAGGCGCAUCAGGAUGCAGGGUUUUCUGCAAAGUGAUUACUUGCACUUGUACCCACGCUUUUUGGAACAUGUUAUAUGUUACUACAAACAAGGCAAGAUUGUGUACGUUGAAGACGUCAGUGAAGGUCUGGCUAGUGCUCCUGCUGCUUUUGCUGGACUUUUUGCCGGCAAGAAUGUUGGUAAGCAAGUUAUUCGUGUUGCCCAUGAAUGAUUUUUUUUUUUUUCCCUUUUCUUUUCUUUCCCCCCACCAAGCCAUGCUUUGACGUUAGUAAUUAUUAGCUUUGGGAGUAUUGGCACCAACCUGAUGUGAUAAUCUCAUGGUCGUCGAUUAGCCGAAACAUUCAAGAGGGUCACUGCUUUUCUCUUUUCGUGGAAGAUUUCAUAUUUUUUUCCCAUGACUGUAUCGAUUGUAUACUAUAUCAACAACCAACUUUUUAGAUAUAUAAUCAAUAAAUUCCAAUUAAUAA
Prosopis cineraria is the source of this 1513-nucleotide messenger RNA. Its product is annotated as 2-alkenal reductase (NADP(+)-dependent). Lineage: Eukaryota; Viridiplantae; Streptophyta; Magnoliopsida; Fabales; Fabaceae. Gene Ontology annotation, molecular function: oxidoreductase activity, acting on the CH-CH group of donors, NAD or NADP as acceptor. The transcript is spliced from 5 exons. The record is from RefSeq and is a predicted model, not a curated record. Bases 229 to 1257 code for a protein of 342 amino acids.